UUAAUAGAAGAGUCGAGCAAGGCCAGAGUUAGUUACUUUGGUAGUUAAGUUCAGUUAGAAUGGCUUCUGAUGAAUCGUUCAAGCGAGCAGGGGCUGUGCCGUUCAAGUGGGAGAUCCAACCAGGUGUCCCAAAGCUACACCAUAACCAAACUUCCAUUAAACCAUUGCCAGCGCUUAGGCCUCCACCUGCCGGUACAGGUAACUACCUUUCCGGCCGGUCACCAUCAAAAUUACGGUCCAGAUCAGUUCGAACUCAGUCCGAUCGGACUCGAUUUGAUCCGCCUAGUUCCGAAGAUGUGAGUUUCGGUUCAGCAACUUGUUUCCCGCCAUUGCUGACGCGAAAGGGUGAGAAGAAGAGAAACGGCAAAACAGAGCAGGAAGUGGAUUACACCUCCGAUCCUGAAACUCUAGCUAGGUGGUCGACGUCGACAGGGAAGACGAUUUCUUCGUUCCGUGAUUCGGUUUCUUCUUCUUCAUCUUCGUCUACUUCGUGCUUCGGCUCACCGUUCUCGUCAGUUCAGUCUUCGCCGCAGGCGGUCGGCGAUACAGUGGGCAGCUUCUGGCCUAUUCUAGAGAGAUGGAGAAUUUGAAGGAAUUGACUUAGUUUAAUUUCUUGUUCGUCCGCUUUUCAUGUAUUGUUGUGAAAGAUUCAGAGCUCUUUACACGGAGAAAGGUAUUCAAAGUUUGAAAAGCAGUGAUGUUGCACAUCGGAUACAAAUAAGAAACCCAGAAGAAAAAAAAUGUCGGU
This is a messenger RNA of Telopea speciosissima, 748 nucleotides long. RefSeq lists its product as uncharacterized. The record is from RefSeq and is a predicted model, not a curated record. The coding region runs from base 60 to 590 and encodes 176 amino acids. The transcript has a single exon. Lineage: Eukaryota; Viridiplantae; Streptophyta; Magnoliopsida; Proteales; Proteaceae.